CUUCAGCUCAUAUCUGAAAAAAAAAAAUGCGGUGUUCCCUCGUUUGCCCUCGUACUCCCGUCCAUCAAACACACACCCGCCUUAAUCAUCCCUCCGAUCUCCUCCCAAAUCCGACCAUCUCUAGCGUCGAUAAUCUCCUCUCACCUCCUCCCAUCGUCGAUGUCGCACAGCAUCGCCGCCCCCAUCGUCGAUCUCAUACACACGAGUUUCUCAGAGCUUCUGAUAUCGACUCCUACCACCAAGGUCAGACCUCUGAAGCCAAUCUCCAACAACACCACCUUCUUCAGUGUUGGUAUCCUCCCUCGACAGCGCCGGCGACCGCCACUUAACCUCCAUCACGCACUAGAUGCCAAGGCUAUAGCUCUUGAGGUGUUAUCUAACAGAGGGUAUGAUGGAGGGGCAUCUGAUACUUGGUCUUGUGGUGUCAUCUGA
Molecule: messenger RNA, 432 nt
Organism: Lactuca virosa
Lineage: Eukaryota; Viridiplantae; Streptophyta; Magnoliopsida; Asterales; Asteraceae
Source: the annotation of a GenBank genome assembly